Cladocopium goreaui is the source of this 1770-nucleotide messenger RNA. NCBI's taxonomy places the organism in Eukaryota, Dinophyceae, Suessiales, Symbiodiniaceae. The record is from the annotation of a GenBank genome assembly.
CUGGUGCUGGAUCACCCCACCCGCAACGGGCCGGCGGUGGAGAGCGAGGUGCUGGAAAUUGAGGAUGAGGGCGAUGCUCCUGCGGUUCCCUACCUUUUGAGCCACUGCGAGCUGCUGCUGCGCGUCCGGCGCUUGGCGGCAGUGCUGAGGCCACGCUUGGACUUGGACGCGACGGUGGCGGUGUGUCUGCAACGGACGCCAGCCUUGGUGGUGGCGCUGCUGGGGAUCCUCUUUGCAGGUGCUGCCUACCUCCCCUUGGAACCAACGCACCCGGGCGCGCGGCUGCGAUUUCUCUUGGAGGAUUCCCAGGCGGCGUGCCUGGUGACCUGUUGGUGCGCCCGGCGCCGAAACCUGAUGCCGGAGGAGAAGCUGAUCCGCGUUACGGCCAUUGAUGGUCGGCUACUGAGUCCCCUGCCGGGCGAUGCUGAUGCCACCGUGGCUGCGGCGUUUCUUCCGGAGGGACGCCCGGAGCGGCCGGCCUAUCUGAUGUACACUUCUGGCAGCACGGGGACGCCCAAAGGCGUUUUAGUGCCGCAGCGCAGUGUAUUGAACGUGCUGCACUCCUUCCACUCGAUGAUUGGCGGUGGGCUGCAGAAAUUGGUGGCCACCACCACCUACUGUUUCGACAUCUCGGUGCUGGAGAUCUUCUGGCCCCUCUGCUUUGGCUUUUCCCUGUUCCUGGCGUCGGCAAACACCGCCAGGAACGGGGCAAAGUUGGCCGGCUUGUUGGAAAGCCAGGAGGUGGAGUUGCUUCAGGGCACGCCUGCCCUGUGGCGCUCGCUGGUCUCCGCGGGCUACCAGGGACAUGGAGGCUUGUCGGCGAUUUGCGGCGGAGAGGCCUUCCCUCCAAGCUUGGUGGAGCCCCUUCAACAUGCGGCUGGCCGGGGGCUGUGGAAUGCCUAUGGCCCAACGGAAGCCACGAUUUGGGCCACGACCUAUGCAUUGAGCACCAGCUCCCAAGCGCGGCUGUCCGUGCCCAUUGGCCUGCCGCUGCCCAAUGUGCAUGUGGCGUUGGAGGCAGAAGCAGAUGGAACUGGUGAGUUGUUAGUCGGGGGGGUCCAAGUGGCCCUGGGCUACCACCAUCGUCCUGAGCUGACUGCUGUGAGCUUCAUGGAGGAAGAUGGUAUCAGAGUUUACCGCACCGGUGAUUUGGCACGCUUGGGGGAGGAAGGGCUGGAGUUCUUGGGGCGGAUGGAUCAACAGGUGAAGUUUCGCGGUUUUCGCAUCGAAUUGGGCGAGAUCGAAGCGGACGGUUCUGCGGGAGAUGUCUCGGGCAAAGUCGUCGCGCUGUACUUCUCAGCACAUUGGUGUCCACCCUGUCGCGGCUUCACCCCUGCCCUGAAGCAGUUUUACGACGUCGUGAAGGAAAAGGGCGAGAAUCUGGAGAUCAUCUUCGUCUCCGCCGAUAAGAGCCCAGCAGAGUUCCAGGAGUACUUCCAAAACCACCACGGUGAUUGGCUGGCGGUGGACUUCAAGGCCAAGAAGGAGAGGGACGAACUGUCCCAGCACUUCAGGGUCGAAGGGAUCCCAAGUCUGAUCAUCUUGGAUCAUAAGGGCAAGGCGAUCGACAGCAUCGAGGGGCGUAAUGACGUGGCGAGCGCCAAAAGUCCAGAGGAUGUGAUGAGCACCUUCGCCAAGUGGCGGAAAGCGGCGGGCGAUUGGCGAGAGACUGCGGGAACGGCCCUGGGUGGCAGCGGUGCGCCCGCCGCCAGCGACCCGGCCGCGCUGCGUGCUGCGCGCCUGGCGGCGUUGGAGAAGAGGGGGGCCUAA